UCUCUGGCCAUGGAGAGAAGAUCCGGAAACCGGGACGCUGGGAGCUCGGCUCCGUCUCUUUGGACCGCGGUGUAGGCACCUGAAGUAGCCGACGCUAAGUGGGGGAGGGGAAGCGACAGUGUAUCAUGCAUGCCACUGAUUCCAGGGGACACUCCCCUGCUUUUCUGCAACCUCAGAAUGGAAGCAGCCAUCGCUCGUCUGGCUACGUUCCAGGGAAGGUUGUGCCGCUGCGGCCCCCUCCUCCUCCAAAGAGCCAAGCUUCAGCCAAACUGACCUCCAUCAGACAGGAAGCCCGGGCCACCUUUGCUUUCUCCACCGAAGAGCAGCAAGCCCAGAGAGAAAGCCGAAAGCAGAAGAGGCACAAAAAUACUUUCAUUUGCUUUGCUAUCACUAGUUUCUCAUUUUUUGUUGCACUUGCGGUCAUUCUAGGGAUCUCCUCGAAAUACGCUCCAGAUGAGAAUUGCCCAGAUCAAAAUCCACGUCUCAGGAACUGGGAUCCAGGACAAGAUUCUGCAGAGCACGUUGUUAUCAAAGAGGGGGAUAUGUUCCGUCUGACCUCGGAUGCCACCGUGAAUUCUGUAGUCAUUCAGGAUGGAGGAUUGCUUGUAUUUGGGGAUGAUAAGGAUGGAUCCAGAAAUAUUACUUUGAGGACUCGUUACAUCCUGAUCAAGGAUGGUGGGGCGCUUCAUAUUGGAGCAGAAAAAUGCCGCUAUAAGUCCAAAGCGACCAUUGCCUUGUAUGGCAAGUCAGAUGAAGGUGAAAGUAUGCCAAUAUUUGGCAAAAAAUUUAUUGGUGUGGAAGCUGGUGGGACACUGGAGAUACACGGGGCCCAGAAGGUCUCGUGGACAUUGUUGGCGAGAACUCUGCCUUCCUCAGGCUUGACCUUUGGGUCCUACGCCUUUGAAAAGGACUUUUCUAGGGGCCUCAACGUGAGGAUCAUUGACCAGGACACGGCCAAAAUUUUGGAAAGUGCCAGGUUUGAUACCCACGAAUACCACAAUGAGAGUAGACGGCUGCAGGAGUUUCUGAGAGUGCAGGAUCCAGGCCGGAUCGUCGCCAUAGCCGUGGGGGAUUCCGCUGCCAAGAGCCUCUUACAAGGAACCAUACAAAUGAUCCAGGACCGGCUGGGCAGUAAGCUGAUCCAAGGGCUGGGCUACAGGCAAGCGUGGGCUUUGGUUGGGGUCAUUGAUGGAGGAAGUACUUCUUGCAACGAGUCCGUGAGAAACUAUGAAAACCAUAGUAGUGGAGGCAAGGCUCUUGCCCAAAGAGAAUUUUAUACCGUGGAUGGUCAGAAGUUCGCCGUGACAGCUUACAGUGAGUGGAUUGAAGGUGUUUCUCUUUCAGGUUUCCGGGUGGAGGUUGUGGAUGGAGUGAAGCUUCACCUGCUGGACGACGUUAGUAGUUGGAAACCCGGAGACCAGAUCGUGGUCGCAAGCACAGACUAUUCUAUGUACCAGGCAGAGGAGUUCACUCUCCUCCCCUGCCCUGAGUGCAACCGCUUCCAGGUCAAAGUCAAAGAAGCCCCUCAGUUCCUGCACAUGGGUGAGAUCACCGAUGGUGUAGACAUGAGAGCGGAGGUUGGAAUUCUCACGCGGAAUGUUGUCAUCCGAGGAGAAAUGGAAGACUCAUGCUACGCUGGGAACCAGUGCCAGUUCUUUGACUAUGACACAUAUGGGGGGCAUGUCAUGAUAAGAAAGAAUUUCACAUCCGUCCAUCUUUCUUACGUGGAAUUGAAACACAUGGGCCAGCAGCAGCUGGGGCGGUAUCCUGUUCACUUCCACCUGUGUGGCGAUGUGGAUUACAAGGGCGGGUACAGACACGCGACCUUUGUGGAUGGCUUAUCUAUUCACCACAGCUUCUCCCGGUGCAUCACUGUGCACGGGACAAAUGGUCUGCUGAUUAAAGACACAAUCGGAUUUGACACGCUGGGUCAUUGUUUCUUUUUGGAAGACGGUGUGGAACAGAGAAAUACUUUGUUCCACAAUCUGGGCCUCCUCACCAAACCCGGCACCCUCCUCCCCACCGAUAGGAAUAACUCCGUGUGUACCACCAUGCGAGACAAAGUGUUUGGAAAUUACGUGCCUGUGCCCGCCACAGACUGCAUGGCCGUUUCAACUUUCUGGAUCUCUCAUCCCAACAAUAACCUGAUUAGUAAUGCAGCUGCGGGCUCACAGGAUGCUGGAAUAUGGUAUUUAUUCCACAAGGAACCCACGGGGGAAUCCAGUGGAUUGCAGCUCUUAGCAAAACCAGAACUCACUCCAUUGGGUAUAUUUUAUAACAACAGAGUCCAUUCCAGUUUUAAGGCUGGUUUAUUUAUUGACAAAGGUGUCAAAACAACCAACGCCAGUUCGGCAGACCCAAGGGAGUACCUCUGUUUGGAUAACAGUGCAAGGUUUAGGCCUCAUCAGGAUGCGGACCCUGAAAAGCCACGUGUCGCUGCUUUAAUUGACAGGCUCAUUUCUUUUAAAAAUAAUGACAACGGAGCUUGGGUCAGAGGGGGAGACAUUGUCGUUCAGAAUUCAGCAUUUGCAGAUAAUGGAAUAGGGCUGACCUUUGCCAGCGAUGGAAGCUUCCCAAGUGAUGAAGGCUCUAGCCAGGAGGUAUCCGAGUCUCUCUUUGUUGGGGAGAGCAGGAAUUACGGCUUCCAGGGUGGUCAGAACAAGUAUGUGGGCAUUGGAGGGAUAGACCAGAAGCCCCGGACCCUGCCUCGGAACAGGACGUUCCCCAUCAGAGGUUUUCAGAUUUAUGACGGGCCCAUUCAUCUAACCAGGUGUACCUUCAAAAAAUACGUGCCCACGCCAGAUAGGUACACCAGCGCUAUUGGCUUCCUUAUGAAGAAUCCCUGGCAGAUAACCCCCAGGAAUAACAUCUCCCUCGUGAAGUUUGGUCCACAUGUCUCUCUGAACGUCUUCUUUGGAAAGCCUGGCCCCUGGUUUGAAGACUGUGAGCUGGACGGUGACAAGAACUCCAUAUUCCACGACAUCGAUGGCUCCGUGACAGGCUACAAGGAUGCUUAUGUGGGAAGAAUGGACAACUACCUGAUCCGCCACCCAAGCUGCGUGAACAUUACCAAAUGGAACGCGGUGGUCUGCAGCGGGAACUACGCCCAGGUUUACGUGCAGACGUGGAGCACCCAGAAUCUGACUAUGACCAUCGCGCGAGAUGAGUACCCCUCCUACCCUAUGGUGCUCCGGGGCAUUAACCAGAAGGCUGCCUUUCCUCAGUACCAGCCGGUGAUCAUGCUGGAGAAGGGCUACACCAUCCACUGGAACGGGCCGGCGCCGAGGACUGCUUUUCUCUACCUCAUAAACUUCAACAAGAAUGACUGGAUUCGAGUUGGCCUCUGCUAUCCAUCAAACACAAGUUUUCAGGUCACCUUCGGCUUUUUACAGCGCCGUAACGGCUCGUUAUCCAGAAUGGAGGAGUACGAGCCCGUGCACUCGCUGGAAGAGCUGCAGCGGAAGCAGUCGGAGCGGAAAUUCUAUUUUGACUCCACCACGGGGUUGCUGUUUUUGUAUCUCAAAGCCAAAAGCCACAGGGAUGGCCACAGUUACUGUUCAUCUCAGGGAUGCGAAAGAGUCAAGAUCCAGGCAGCGACGGACUCAAAAGAUACCAGUAACUGCAUGGCCAGAGCGUAUCCCCAGUAUUCCAGGAAGCCGUCGGCCCUCAAGCGUAUGCCUUCCAUGCUCACCAGGCUCUGUCAAGACUGCGGGACCCGCCAGGUGGUGUUUACCAGUGAUCCUCAUAAAAGCUACCUCCCCGUGCAGUUCCAUUCACCCAGUAAAGCAGAGACCCAGCGUGGAGACCUGACUAUUAUCUCUAGAUCAUCUCAGGGCAGUCGGCAGCGUGGAGAACCUGACCCCAGCCUUGUUGGCGUGGCAAUCCAUUGCAGAAGGGAAGUCAAUGGCACCGACUUUACCAUCCAGAACGCAGGUGUCCUCCUCCUUAUUGUGGAUGCCUGUAGCGUGCCCUUCCGGUUAAUGGAAAAAAAGAUUUUCUCUCCUGCUGAUGUCAGUCGCAUGGAAGAGUAUUUGAGAACAGGCAUCCCUCCAAGGUCAAUUGUUCUGUUGAGCACAAGAGGAGAAAUAAAGCAUUUAAAUAUUUCCGAUUCCUUAGUACCUCUGGGAUUAGCCAAACCAGCUCAUCUUUAUAACAAAGGGAGUACCAUAUUUUUGGGAUUCAGCGGAAACUUUAAACCAGCCUGGGCUAAGCUGUUUACCAGUCCUGCUGGCCAGGGCCUCGGGCUGCUCGAACAGUUCCUACCUUUGCAGCUGGAUGAAUAUGGUUGUCCUCAAGCCAGCGUUGUCCGCCGGAGGGAUCUGGAGCUGUUCAUGCAGACGGCAAAAGCACAUUAGGGACUCACUGUAACUUAAGUGCUGGGGGAAGAAAAAAAAAUGUGAACUAACUUAUUUAAUUUAUGGCAUUUUAACAACGACACUGUUAACCCGAUGGAACCAUUUUCCUGUCUGAUCAGAGAGGGGACGAAAGGAUUUAACAUGAUGGCUUGAAUACCAGCUCACGCACCUUCUAGUUGUACAAAGUGUUGAAGAACUUAUUUGGGUUGGUUAGGCUGGUGUAUUCGGAGAGCAUUUCUCCUGACCCUCACCCGCCACUUCGUGUGUCUUAGUGACUGUUAAGUAGCUUCACCUUCUGUGUGACAGGUUGCCGUGGCGGGGAGGUGGGGACCUCUGGGGGUCAGCCCGAGUCCUUUUGUAGCACCUAGGAUACUUGUAGUCUGAUGCCCGGUUGUGUCAUUGGCUUUGGGUCAGCAGUUGACUCGGGUGGCGGACGUGUUCCACGAGGCCCCAGGCGCUGGAUUGGGUGGGGCCCGCAGCCUUUGCAGAUUGUAUAGGAUACUCGAUGACAGAGUCUUAAGUGGCAACUCAGGCCCAGCUCAUGCCCCCCCUUUUUUUUUGCCUGGGGCAUGUGCUAUUUUUAUCCAUUUGUACAUUGAUUCCUUCCAAGGGUUGAACUUUCAGACAGAAAGCAUACUGGGUUGAAAGGGCUUUAGGGAUUGGACAUCCCUUAAAACUUGCACCUCCGGGGCAAAAAAUUUGAUCAGUGCCACCGAGGUCUGAAGUUGCUGGGACCAUAUUUGCAGCUUUAGUCCUUAGCCUGUUUCGACUGUAUAUUUGUGUUUAACAUGCAGAGCUGAGCUGAAUAUUUACAUUUUUUUUAAAAAGAAGAAGGCCGUGUUCCUGAACUGUACACGUAGGUCAUUUCAAAGGGCUCAAGAGAAGUCUGUUCUCGGGGUUGCUCCUGUACCCGGGUUUCGUUGUUGUUUUUGUGAGUGGUUUUUUUUUUUUUUUAAGCUUUUUUGCUCACCAUCCUGCCAGAAAAAUUUACAGAAAGCUCACCGAUACCCCAAAAUAUUGUACUCAGGGGGAGGAAAAAGGGAGAGCCUUUGAAGGGCCAGAAUCAUGGAGGGGGGGGAUAUUCAGUAACAAUACUCUGCAGAGCAUUAGAGGAAUUGGUCACUCUUAAUUAAUUAAAUUGUUAGAGCCAGUUAAAAAAAGUAAAUGCUGCAAUGAGCAAUUUCCCUUCCCCCUGGGUGCAUGUGUGUCCAGCCCGUGAGACUUGCAUGUAGCAGAAAGUUGAACUCCACAGCCAGAGAGGACACCACACCGAGGGGAGAGAAGGAUCAAAAAAACGCCUUCGCCUUUUCCCAAACCUGCAGUACAAGGAGGGUAUGAUAGACAUGGCCAUGGCGAGACGGUAGGAAGUGAGUUCAGGCUGACUUGGCAGUGAACACGGACAGAUUCACUCUCCUGCACCAAGAGCAAAGGCUGAGUGAGGGUCUGUCCCUCGGCAUCCCGGACAGGCUGCAGAGCAGGUCUGAAACUUCUGUUACUUUACAAAAUAUGCUACCUCAAAAUGCUACCGAUAAACCAUUCUCACUCCUAAGUGCUCUUGGUAAGGGCAUGUGUCUUAAAGUGGAGGGUUGUUGCUGUUGUUUUCUUUUGUAUAUUGAUGAACAAGAUCUUACCUAUUAAAUAUAUUAUUGGGUCAUGGUUCCUGAAGGUGAUUCAAGUUUGUGUGGGUGUGUGUGGGUGUGUGUGGGUGUGUGUUUUAUGACUUAAAUAUCUUUGAUGUGUGUUUUUUAGAGUUUGGUUCUUUAAAGAUUUGGAGAGGCUAUGUAAGUUUGGAGGCACUCAGUGUUUCUGAUUUGUAUGCUAAUUGUCAGGGCCUAAGUUAAAUAAAUAAAAAUAUGUGUGCAUGUAUUUUU
Messenger RNA from Mustela erminea (ermine), 6226 nucleotides. RefSeq names its product cell migration inducing hyaluronidase 2 (gene CEMIP2). The transcript has 26 exons. The coding region runs from base 126 to 4355 and encodes 1409 amino acids. The record is from RefSeq and is a predicted model, not a curated record. NCBI's taxonomy places the organism in Eukaryota, Metazoa, Chordata, Mammalia, Carnivora, Mustelidae.